ACCCCUCUGCACCCCAACCAGACCCUGCCGGCUCAGAACCCGCGCCCCUCUUGGCGCGCCUUGCUGGGCUCCCUCCGACGGGGGCCCCCCAUCUCCCCUGCUGCCAUGGAGCGCUCCUACGGCGGCAGGGUGCUGGCCGCGCUCACCCUGCUGGGCCUCCCCGCCGCGCUGCUGGCGGCACUGGGCGCGCAGCUGCUGUUCCAGCUGCAGGCGGGGCGCGCCGAGCUGUGGGGGCCUCGGGGACCCCGGCUGCUGGACCCCGGCCCAGGGCUGCUCGAGGACGCGGCCGGGGCGCUGCUGCCGCUGGCUGCGGCGCUGGCUGCGCUCGCCCUGGUCCUCGGCCUCACCUGCCUGUUGCUGGCCGCGCUCUGCGGCCACCUGAGCGCUGAAAUGGCACGGGGUCCCGGAUCCAGCAGGUCCGACUGGUUCCUCUACGACUGCCGCCUGCUCAGACACGUGGCCCUCGGCUUGUUCUGCUGUGGGGUUUCCGUCUACCUGGCAGCGCUGGCCAUCUACGCCCUCCUGCUCUUCGAAAUAGAGACGGGCGCUGCUGCCGCCUCCAUCCUGGCUGCAGGAGCCCUGGCGCUGGUGGCCGUGCUGACCCACGCCCUGCUCCGCGCCGCCAGGGCCACGCGCCAUGGCUUGCCCCCACCUGCCUUCGAAGAAGAGCUAGCUCGCUCUGGCACCGACACCUCCAAAGCCAGCUCCCAUGCUCAGCCCCCGCAGGGUAGCCACCGCCGAGCCCCCUACCUGCCCUAUUCGGAGCCCCUGGCCACGGGCACGGCACCUGCUGCCCUCGGGGGAGGCCGGGAGAGCGGCCUCCCCGUGUCCCGUGUGCACCGGACGCUGUCGGCUGGGCUGGGACCCUGGGACGGGGUGACCCAGGAGAUGAAGAGCAUGUUGGGUCACCGGCCAGGGGUCAGGGGCAAGGACUCCACGCUGGUGUGAGCCGGGGGGCUGGGGGAGAGAGAAGCGGUGUGGGGC
This is a messenger RNA of Ochotona curzoniae (black-lipped pika), 984 nucleotides long. RefSeq names its product transmembrane protein 221 (gene TMEM221). The transcript is spliced from 3 exons. Lineage: Eukaryota; Metazoa; Chordata; Mammalia; Lagomorpha; Ochotonidae. Bases 106 to 948 code for a protein of 280 amino acids. The record is from RefSeq and is a predicted model, not a curated record.